AUGCCAGAAAAUUCAGCUAAAAAAUUAACUCGAACCGUUAAACAACUGGAUUGUAUUUAUGUAUGGCUGCAGAAAUUAACCGAUAUGAAUUUAAGUACAACAGAAAAUAGCACUUCAUAUUUUGAUGAUGCCAAUGAGUGCAAUUUACUUAUAGGAAACAACACCUUAUUGACAGUACUGCUGUAUAACAACGAAACAUUUUUCAGAAUAUACUUUAGUGACAUGACAGGGGGAAAUGUUGUGCUGUGCGUUUGUUUGAUGAUAACUUGUUUGGGAAUCGUAGGAAAUAUGCUCACCGUAGCUAAAAUUGUGUACAGUCCGGCAUUGCAUACGCCAACAUUUGCUGUGAUCGGAUGCCUUGCAUUAGCGGAUUUCUUUUCAGUUAUAUUUUUCGGCUUAGUGUACUUCACAAAUGUUCUAAAAAUGGUAAACGGCCGAGUCUUCAAUAUAUUCACUCACCCGUUUUAUUUUAGUUCAACCAGCCACGUGUUGCUUCUUUGUUCUGUCAGGUAUUUAUGAACAGUAUAUCCCUUACAAAGCAGGCGAUAUCUGUCAGUUACAUCUAUGUUAUUAUGCUCACUGUCUCUGUGGUUUAUGUGCUCUUUGGUUGCUGUUGUUCUGUAUGUAUCAAAUGGUUUCGCUUGUGUACAUGCUUCGAUCAUCCGUGGUUUAUGUAGUGUUAUUUUGUUGACAAUUGUAUCUUCAAUUAUGGUCAUGUUGCAUUUGAAAAAGAUCAAAGUAAUGAAACGUUUGUUUGCUUCAAAUACACAUCAGCAGGCACGUUCAAACAUGAAUCUAGUUGUAACAAUUAUCUUUAUCAUUUUUGCGGCAUUUCAUACAUCUAUGAUUGUUCUACAUUUUUAUGAGUUUAUACUUGUUGUUCAACUACGAGAUGCAUAUAAUGAUCAGGUAUACAAAUAUCUGUUUAUCACCACGGCUUUAACGACAUGCCUUAAUUAUUCGUGCAAUCCUUAUAUAUUAUUUUGGUCUCUUGUUUUCUGUAAAAGGAGAUAAACCAGUAAAUGAUGACAUUAAACGGU
Magallana angulata is the source of this 1040-nucleotide messenger RNA. RefSeq names its product olfactory receptor 8D1-like. The transcript is spliced from 2 exons. Gene Ontology annotation, cellular component: membrane. The record is from RefSeq and is a predicted model, not a curated record. NCBI's taxonomy places the organism in Eukaryota, Metazoa, Mollusca, Bivalvia, Ostreida, Ostreidae. Gene Ontology annotation, biological process: G protein-coupled receptor signaling pathway. Gene Ontology annotation, molecular function: G protein-coupled receptor activity.